UUUUAGCCUUAAAUACCGUUUUGUCCCUCUCUCUCAAGCUUGUUGCUUCAUCUGCCAUUCCAUUAUACUCUGCUACAUACAGCUACCACCACCCCAAGAAAACACACACAGUAAUGGCAGACAAAGAUCUCGCCUCGCCUCUCAUCUCUUCUGCACCCUCCGAUCACCCCCACUUGAUCCUCACCGUCCAAGACGACACUGACACAGACCACAACAACCAUAACGGCAAUCACGGCAGCAACAGCACCCACCACCACUUUCGCAACCCAUAUGCGUUUCUCGGGUCGGAUGGGUUCACCGUACCCGGUUCGACCACUGCGGACCCGUUUAGGAACCACACACUGGAGAUUCGUGGGCUUUACGAGUGGUUAAAGAUCGGAAUUUGCUUGCCCAUCGCGCUGGUUCGGCUUGUGCUCUUUGGGGCCUCUUUGCUGAUUGGGUUUGUGGCUACAAAAUUGGCUCUUCAGGGAUGGAAGGACAAGAAGAACCCUAUGCCUAAGUGGAGGUGCAGGAUUAUGUGGAUCACUAGAGUCUGUACUCGUUGUAUUCUGUUCUCUUUUGGCUACCAUUGGAUAAGACGGAAAGGAAAACCUGCUCCUAGAGAAAUUGCUCCAAUAGUUGUAUCUAACCAUGUAUCAUUCAUUGAACCUAUCUUCUAUUUCUAUGAAUUAUUCCCUACAAUUGUGGCAUCCGAAUCCCAUGAUUCCCUACCCUUGGUUGGAACAAUCAUCAGAGCAAUGCAGGUGAUAUAUGUAAAUAGGUUUUCUGCAUCAUCAAGGAAGCACGCUGUUAGUGAAAUAAAGAGAAAAGCUUCUAGCGAUAGAUUUCCUCGAGUGCUUUUAUUUCCUGAGGGAACCACAACCAACGGAAGAUUUCUUAUUUCAUUUGAACUUGGUGCAUUCAUCCCUGGUUUCCCCAUACAACCAGUAACUGUACGCUAUCCCCAUGUACACUUUGACCAAUCCUGGGGGCACAUUUCUUUGGCAAAGCUCAUGUUUAGAAUGUUCACACAGUUUCACAAUUUCAUGGAGGUAGAGUAUCUUCCUGUUGUCUCACCCCUUGAUAACAAGAAAGAAAGUGCUGUUUGUUUUUCUGAGAGGACUUGUCAUGCUAUGGCAACUUCACUCAAUGUUGUACAGACAUCUCAUUCUUAUGGGGACUUAAUGCUACUUAUGAAGGCAUCUCAGUCGAAAUCAAAACUGGAGCGCCCCGCAUCUUAUAUGGUUGAAAUGGCGACUGUAAAAUCACUACUCCAUAUAAGCAGCAUGGAAGCUGUGGACUUUCUGGAUAAGUUUCUUUCUAUGAAUCCAGACCCUAGAGGUCAUGUUAACUACAGUGGUUUCCUGAGGGUUCUAAGACUCAAGGCCUGUACCUUUUCCGAAGAGAUAUUUGCUUUCAUUGAUGUUGAAAAAAGUGGAUCAAUCACGUUUAAGCAGUUCUUGUUUGGGUCAGUGCAUGUCCUGAAGCAGCCCUUGUUCCGGCAAGCCUGUGAAUUAGUUUUUUCUGAAUAUGUUUCUGGGGAGAAUGACUACAUUUCAGAACAAGAAUUUGGAGAGUCCAUCAGGCCUGCAAUCCCGGAUUUGAAUGAGGAUGAGGUCCAUGAACUGUUUAAUCUAUUUGAUGCUGAUGGUGAUGGAAGGAUCAGCAAGGAUGAAUUUUGGACCUGUCUGAAAAAAAACCCACUACUGAUUGCGCUUUUCUCACCUUGUUUGCUUAACAAGGACAUUUCACAAGAUGGUAAUAGGUUGGUGGAGGAGAUUGUGUAGUGGAUGCAGAGAGAUUCUCUUUAUGGCUUGUGGAGAUUUUGUGCACCAUUUGUAACCUCCAUUAGUCUGGUUUUAUUUUGGGUGGAGAGAGAGAGAGAGUGGCGGAGCUUCGAGUUGUGUGAAGUAAUAGGGAGGGAGGGGGCAUAAUAUUUUUACCUUGCUCCCUUAAGUUGCGCAUACUGGAGUUCAGAUUUAAUUGUUUUUUUGAUCUGUAACUUUAUAUGUCAUUGUUUAGAAAGUGAUCUUACAUAAUUAUAGUUUGUGCAUUAAUCCAGAUAGAUUUUUUUGUAGCAGAUUAUGUAGUGCUAAACCAAACUGAAUGGAGAUUGCAAAAGUGUGAUAUCAAA
Molecule: messenger RNA, 2113 nt
Organism: Prunus mume (Japanese apricot)
Lineage: Eukaryota; Viridiplantae; Streptophyta; Magnoliopsida; Rosales; Rosaceae
Product: calcineurin B subunit-like protein
Biological process (GO): phospholipid metabolic process
Molecular function (GO): lysophosphatidylethanolamine acyltransferase activity; calcium ion binding
Source: RefSeq, a predicted model, not a curated record